UGGCGAUGUGAACUGAAACUGAGGAAACAUUUUGAUUUUUUGUUCUUUAUCUUUACAAUGGGAGUGUUGUGUUAUCACUUGGCCUUACUUUUCAGUUUAGCCCUCAACAGUAUCUUUGAGGUUAACGCGGGUGAGAUUAGAGAUGUGGUAAGACAUUAUGAAACUUUACAUACGGGUGAUAUUUUUCAUGACAUUCACAAGAGAGAUGUCAACAACAAAGAAAAGAUACUUUCUUUUACAACAUUAAACAGGCAUUUUAGACUUCAUUUGACUCCUCACAGUGAGCUCUUUGCGGAAGACUUUCAUGCUUAUUCAGUCGCAGAAAAUUACCCUGAGAAAGAAUUAACUGUAGAUUUAGAAGGCUUCUACAAGGGUUAUGAUGAAGGAAUCAUUACAGCUUCUAUUGCAACAAAGGAUGACAUUUACAUUGUUGAGCCAGCAUGGCGACAUAUUGCUGGCUCUAGCCAGGAUCAGAUGAUAUCUUACAGACAUUCUGAUGUGAAAUCCAAUAUAACAAAUGCCCAAGGCCAGGAGCCUAAUGUGAAGAAAAAAUUCAGUUUUUGUGGACAUGAUUCACAUCAUUCUCCUGUGCUUUAUGCAGAUGAAGAAGAUAGCCAUGCACAGGGUACAUAUUCUAAGAGAAAAAGACGUGCUGCUCCAACAAGGAUAAGAUGUCGCCUUGCACUGGUUGCUGACUAUCGAUUCUUUACUGAAAUGGGUCGGGGAGAUACGAAGCAAACCAUCAAUUAUAUGAUUGGUGUAAUAGACAGAGUGGAUUCCAUUUUUCAAAGAACUGCAUGGUCAGAGGAAUACAAAGGAUAUGGAUUUGAAAUUCAAAAAGUGUUAGUCCACGAGACACCUACAAGAGAAACAGACCAUUAUAACAAGGACACAAGUGCCAGCAAUCCAUGGGAAAUCAAGAAACUUCUCAAUGCAUUCAGUCGGAAUGAAGAAUGGCUUCAAUACUGCCUUGCACAUCUGUUUACUUACCAAGACUUUGCUGAUGGUGUCAUUGGCCUGGCUUAUGUUGGUAAUCCUAAGAGCAAUGCUGUGGGAGGAAUCUGUACAAAAAGGUAUUUCACAAAUAAUCGAUGGUUGUACCUGAACACUGGACUAAGUAGCAGUAUUAAUUGGGGCAGAAAACUCCUUACAGAAGAGGCUGACAUUGUUACUGCUCAUGAAAUUGGACACAAUUUUGGCAGCGAACAUGACCCAGAGACAACAGAAUGUGCUCCACCAGAAUCUAAUGGAGGAAAAUUUAUCAUGUAUCCUGCCUCUGUCAGUGGACAGUGGAGAAACAACAAGCUGUUCUCUCCAUGCAGUAAGCGGAGGAUUCUAAAUGUCUUACAAUCCAAGUCGUCCUGUUUCUACGAACCAAGGGCUGAAAUCUGUGGUAAUUACAAGAAAGAAAAAGAGGAAGAAUGUGAUCCCGGUGGCAUAGGUGCACAGGAAAGCCAAUGUUGUACCGCAAACUGCAAGCUGAAGGACUCAGCUCUCUGCAGUGAUGGCUAUGACUCACCGUGCUGCAAGGACUGUUUGUACAACAAUUCCACGGGAAUUCUGUGUCGUGAAGCUGAUCCAACCACCUGUAAAGGCAGCACUUACUGUGACGGGAAGAGUGCCCAGUGCCCUGCAGCACCUAACAUGCCGGAUGGAGCUAAAUGCAUUGACAGUGGGACAUGCCGAAAUGGAGUGUGUAAACCUUUCUGUGAAGCCCUUAAUCUGAAGCCAUGUAAAUGUUCCGGUGUGGAUGAUUCCUGUAAAGUUUGCUGUCAGGGAAGCAAUGGAAUUUGUGCUCCUCAUAGAGACAACGAUACUGGUUCAACAUUGGACAUCCUUGAUGGGCGAUCCUGUCAGGGGGAGGGUCAGCAGGGCACCUGUGUCAAGGGCAAAUGUGAGAAAUUAAGUCAAGAUCUUGUAGAGAGAUUUUGGACAUUUAUAACCACCCUGGACAGUAAUACAGUCGCUCAGUUCAUGAAGGACAAUCUGGCUGGGACAGUUGUGGUGUUCUCAUUACUGAUUUGGGUUCCCGCCAGUUGUUAUGUUAAUCGAAUUGACAGGAAGCAUGACAAGAGAGAAUCGUUAGAAGCGGAAUGGAGAGACCCCAAGAACACUCAGCUUCUUCGUCAGCCGGUGCCAACAAGUAAAGGAAAAUUUGUUUACAGGCAAGACUCCAUAACGAGAUCUUCACAAGCUGACAAGCCUUUCAAAAUUAAACCGAAGAACAUUAGGACGCACAGAACCCCUCAGCUUGAAUACACCGCACAAAGAGAGACUUACAUGUAGGGGGCUUUACGAAAGAAUACUUUGUCAAUCACGAAUCCAAAUUAGUCAGACUAGAUAAUAGCAGGGAAUGGGAGACAUUGAAGGACUGUUGUGCGCUCAUUUGGAGGUUAAUUCCCAACCAGAAUUGAUCUUAGCAUGGUGGUCAGUCGUGUUGCUGUAAAACUACUGAAGUAAAUAUACACACGUGUGAACAACAGUACAUUCUGGAAAACUACCACAAUGUUCGGAAACGAAGAAGCUUCUUAGCCAAAAAAAAAUUCUAGCGCGUAUUACUGAAAGCGUUCUGAGUUUGAUGCUCUUUAUAUUUUUUGCACAACAUAAGCUUAUGUUUAGUGUGAUGUGGCAUAAGGCUAUGUUAGAAGCUGAGUAAGUUUUAACGUAGUUGCUAGAAAAACAGCAGUAUGUUUUUAAUAGCCUCUUGAAAUUUCAAACUUACAUUCCGUCACAUGAUUGUCUCAUAAAGCAAUGCCGCGUCGAACUCGAAACAGGGUAUACGUAGAUUUGUCGUUGGCUAUUUCUGUUCAGUGAGAGAUGAACAUUUUAACGGUGUUGUAAAAACGCUUUUUAACACUUUGCUUUAUAAUAAAAUUCCAACUGGAUGCUGAA
Molecule: messenger RNA, 2892 nt
Organism: Pocillopora damicornis (cauliflower coral)
Lineage: Eukaryota; Metazoa; Cnidaria; Anthozoa; Scleractinia; Pocilloporidae
Product: ADAM 17-like protease
Biological process (GO): Notch signaling pathway; membrane protein ectodomain proteolysis
Cellular component (GO): plasma membrane
Molecular function (GO): metalloendopeptidase activity
Source: RefSeq, a predicted model, not a curated record